AUGCGCUCGAACUCGCCGUCGCCGUCCCCGCUGCGGGACGCGAACGGGACGCGACGACGGAGACCGACGGUGGUAAAGCGGCGAACGCUCGUGGAGUCGAGCGAGAGCGAUGCGGCGAGCGAGAGCGAGGAAGAUGACGUUGAGACGCGGCGGCGACGCGAUGGACGAAGCGCGUUUCGCCCGACGCUCGAGAGCGAGAGCGAGAGCGAGAGCGAACGGGCGUCGGUUUCGCUAACGUCGGUUUCGCUAACGUCGCCGAAGAAAAUGUCACCGACAUACGUGGAUGAGCCCAACGUGCCGGUGCCUAGGGACAUCGGGAUGGAUGCGAGUUCUGCAUCGAGCGCUCGACCGCUUCGAUUAAAGGGCAAGGCGGAAGGGCCGAAAUUCGAGCUUCACGCCGAGCUCGCAACGCGGUUAUACGACCAUCAGCGCGAUGGCAUCCGAUGGAUGUGGGGAUUACAUCUCGCCGGACGCGGUGGGAUCUUGGCGGAUGACAUGGGUCUGGGGAAGACGCUGCAGGCGUGCGCGUUUGUCACCGGAUUGUUACGCAGCGGCGCGGCGAAGCGUGUGCUCGUUCUCGCCCCGACUACGCUUCUUCCGCACUGGUUGAAAGAGUUCGAGACGUGCGGGUUAAAGGAGGGCAAGACGGUUUUCAAGUAUUACAGCGGCACGCAGAGUUCUCGCGAACGAAAUUUGCGCGCGUGCGUCUCUGGUCGAGGCGUACUCUUGGCCUCGUACGGGAUGGUGACGACGCGAGCGAGCGAGCUCGGCGCGCCGAGCGAUGACGACGAAGCCAUGAAGGCGAUGGGACGUGAAGGUCGCGGGGGCGUGCCUCGAGAUUUCGCUGGAACCUUUCGGUGGGAUUGGGUCGUCAUGGACGAAGGACACACGCUGAAGAAUCCAGCAACGCAGCUCGCUCAAAAGGUUCGACAAAUCCCUGCGAAUCUGCGCAUGAUCGUCACCGGCACGCCCGUGCAGAACGUUUUAAGCGAGCUUUGGUCCCUGUAUGAUCUCACGUGUCCGGGUUUACUUGGCGGGGAGAAUGACUUCAGACGACAAUUUGCGAACAAAAUCACCGCCGGGCAAGCCGCGUCCGCGACACAAAAGCAACGUGCUGAGUCAAAGGAACUUACUAUGACGCUUCGUCAACUGACACGUCCGUACUUUCUUCGGCGUGAAAAGAGUGAGAUUCUGGCCAAGGAUGACGCCAAGGAGGAGGUGACUGAGGAUUUGUCCAAGGCGUCGUCCUCAUCCAUGACGAGUUGGAAGAACGUCAAAAACGUGCCUUCAGCGCUCGGACAGAAGAACGAUUUUAUCGCAUGGAUACCCCUGGAUCCCGCGCAACGGGCACUUUACACGAAAUUUUUAGCGUCGAGACCGAUUCAAGACGCUAUCAACAAGACGGGCUCGGCCAUAGCUUGCAUGAACACAUUGAAGAAGAUAUGUGAUCACCCUUCGCUGUGCGUUGGAGCGCAAGCAGAAGACGACUCGGACGCAGUCACCACGGAAGGACCUGUGGACCACGCCGUCGAAGAAGACGUUGAAUUGAGAAAGAGCUGCUCGGGAGAGGCCUGUAAUUUUGACUCCGACGCCCUCUCGCGAGGGUCGCCGAGUUUGUCAGCCAAGUCAAAGUUUCUCAUGUCCAUGCUCGAGCGCUUUCGCAUCGAGGGACAUCGAACGCUGGUCUUCUCUCAAUCUCAAGCGACACUUGACAUCAUCGAGGCAAACAUUCGCGAGGCAAACAUCGAUUUCGUUCGCAUCGAUGGCAAAGUUAACGUUGACGAGAGAGAUCGACGCGUGACCAAGUUUCGUUCUCAAGACGACAUCCCAGUCAUGCUCUUGACAGCUCGCGUCGGAGGCUUGGGCUUGACACUUACGGAGGCUACACGCGUGAUCAUCUUUGAUCCCGCUUGGAAUCCAACCACGGAUAAUCAAUCGGUGGAUCGCGCGUAUCGCAUCGGACAAACGAAGGAUGUCGUGGUGUAUCGCAUGGUGACGUGCGGCACGAUUGAGGAGAAAGUCUAUCGCCGACAAGUCUUCAAGGGUAGUCUGUCGAAAGCGUGCACCGACGGUGUGAGUGGGAGGCAAUACUUUGACGCGGAUGACGCGAGUCAAAUGUUUGAGAUAACCGAACACGCGGCGAGCUCGAGCGAAACGAUGAAGCAACUCAACAUGCUCCACGCCAUUGAUAGGAAAUGGACCAACGAAUUGAGACGAGAAAUCCCGUACGUUGAGUCUCUGCCGUGCGUGUGCGGUGUGAGCGACCACGACUUGCUCUUCAGUAAAGAAGAUGAAGCGGUGGCGCCGUCGCAAGCCGCGCCGAAGCAAUCCACCGGCGGCGUGACGACGACGCCCAAGGGCAAAGCGCCCGGAGGCGCCGCGUGGAAGGAUGUGAACAGUGCCUGGGGGGGUGACGGCGGAUUACUCGGUGGCGCCUUUCUCCGCGCACUGACGCCUUCGAAGGGACCUUCCUCGGCAGCGAAGGUGAAGAACAUCGACGUGGAUGAAAAAUCACCGGAACACGUCUCGGGCGAGGCGAAACUGAGAGCGAAAAUUGAUCUCAUCGCGUCUGACGUCGAAAAGCAGCGCGUCAUUCUUUCUAUGCCGGAUGUCGUCGACAAGAUUCCAGACAAAGGCGAGAGCGUUCGCAAAGCAAUAGAGACUAAACUGGCGGAAAAGCGCGUACUCGAAGCGGAGUACGACGCAAAGUACACGAAGGCCGAGCCGGUCGUCGUCAAAGAUGAGUUCUUCACUCCUGAAGGUUCGCCCGAAGUACAAGCCACUCUUGAGAGCGUUCGCUCGCUCUCUCUUGAUCCGCGCGCCCUCUAA
Messenger RNA from Ostreococcus tauri, 2829 nucleotides. Its product is annotated as SNF2-related. Bases 1 to 2829 code for a protein of 942 amino acids. Lineage: Eukaryota; Viridiplantae; Chlorophyta; Mamiellophyceae; Mamiellales; Bathycoccaceae. The transcript has 2 exons. Gene Ontology annotation, molecular function: ATP-dependent chromatin remodeler activity; ATP binding; DNA translocase activity. The record is from RefSeq and is a predicted model, not a curated record.